AUGUGUGGCCGGUACGCCCUGGGCGUGCGCUUGGCGUACAUCCGGCAACGCAUACAAGAGCAAGGCAUGCAAGUGGACGAAGCACCAGAUGACGAUGAAGUCAGAGAGACAUAUAACUUCGCACCAGGAAAUAUUGGUGCUGUCUAUCGUGCCGAUAUCCCGGACCAAGGGCGCUCCCAUGUUGCCGCGCAUGAAGACCAAAAUAAAGACGUGGAGAAGUCCAAUGAUGAUCAUGAUGAGAUGCAUAAGCCUGCAGACAAGAAGGCAAUUCGAUAUAAGCUUCAAAGCAUGAAAUGGGGUCUCAUCCCAUUCUGGACCAAGCGGCAACCAGAUUAUGGAUCCAUGAUGCGCACGAUCAACUGCCGUGACGACUCACUGAUCGAAGACCGUGGGAUGUGGACAACUAUGAAGCGACGCAAAAGAUGCAUCGUCAUCUGCCAAGGGUUUUAUGAAUGGCUGAAGAAAGGCCCCGGAGGCAAGGAGAAGGUGCCGCACUUUGUCCGGCGCAAAGACGGGGAGCUGAUGUGUUUUGCGGGGCUUUGGGACUGUGUGUCCUAUGAAGGCUCGGAUCAGAAACUGUACACCUACACUGUUAUCACGACUUCGUCCAAUCCAUACCUGAAGUUCUUACAUGAGCGAAUGCCAGUUAUCCUCGAGCCGGGGAGCGAGGAAAUGAAGAAGUGGCUGGAUCCUAAUACAACGACUUGGUCGAGGGAUCUCCAGUCCAUGCUGAAACCAUACGAGGGUGAUUUGGAGUGCUAUCCUGUCCCCAAGGAGGUUGGUAAGGUGGGAAAUAACUCCCCGGACUUUAUCGUGCCAGUCAACAGCAAGGAGAACAAAAGUAACAUUGCGAACUUCUUUGACAAUGCUAAGAAGAAGGAAGAGAAGCCAACAGCUACAUCUAAGACAUCUGGGCCUGCUCCGAAGUUGGAACCUGUGUCUCCAGAAUCAAAGGCUGCUACAGAGGAGCGUCCUACCUUUGAUGAUGAGUGGAGCGAGGAUAAUGCUCCAAAGCCAUUGCCUGUUGCCAAGAGAGAGUAUAGUCCAGAGAGUCCGAGCAUAGCAGAGGAACACAAAAAACAAAAGAUUGACUUGAAGCCUGGAGCGCCAUUGCCACAGAAGAAAAAGUUACGAAGUGCUACCCAUAACAGCCCUACGAAGAGAUCCAGUGGGAUCAAGACAAAGGAUGGCUCGCAGAGGAUUACCAAUUUCUUUAAGAAGUAA
This is a messenger RNA of Penicillium nucicola, 1224 nucleotides long. RefSeq names its product SOS response-associated peptidase. Gene Ontology annotation, molecular function: single-stranded DNA binding. Gene Ontology annotation, biological process: DNA damage response. NCBI's taxonomy places the organism in Eukaryota, Fungi, Ascomycota, Eurotiomycetes, Eurotiales, Aspergillaceae. Bases 1 to 1224 code for a protein of 407 amino acids. The transcript is spliced from 3 exons. The record is from RefSeq and is a predicted model, not a curated record.